Messenger RNA from Xiphophorus couchianus (Monterrey platyfish), 2312 nucleotides. RefSeq names its product immunity-related GTPase family, q2 (gene irgq2). Gene Ontology annotation, cellular component: membrane. NCBI's taxonomy places the organism in Eukaryota, Metazoa, Chordata, Actinopteri, Cyprinodontiformes, Poeciliidae. Gene Ontology annotation, molecular function: GTP binding. Bases 1 to 1140 code for a protein of 379 amino acids. The transcript has a single exon. The record is from RefSeq and is a predicted model, not a curated record.
AUGGCAGAUGUCUUCAAAGGCCUAAACCUGAUUGAAACUCUCAAAGAGUCAAUGGAGAACAACAAGUUAUCUGAUGUAAAGGAGGCCAUGGAAGAUCUUCUCAUCAGUAGGAUAAACCUAGCUGUUGUGGGGGACCGUGGAGAAGAAAAAGUCUCCUUCAUGAACUCCCUUCGUGGCCUUGGGCCUGAAGAUGAUGGUUCAGCCCCUUCUCAAUCUCCUGUUGAACCAGAGGACAUAGAUGGCUACCCACAUCCGAAACACCCUGACUUCCGACUUUGGGACCUACCACCUGUCCCGGCCACAUCCCCAUUUGAACCAGAGGGAUACAUGAACAGAUAUAAGUUCCUUCGUUAUAAUGCUGUUUUUAUGACAUUCACACAAAUAAUACAACCCAACAGUGUGGAUGUCUUUUUGGAGGCUCUUUCUCUGCAGCAACAAACAGUGUACUUUCUUCUCUUAACUUCUGUAAAAGACACAGAUAAGAGCCUGGAAGAAAAGAGGAAAGCCAGUUUAGAAGUACUAAAAUCACAGGGUGUGAAACAACCUAAAGUUUUUCUGGUUAAACCUUCCAAUCUUGAGAAAUUUGACUUUCCUGACCUCCUGGCAUACAUGGCCACAGACCUUCCUGAGAUCCGAGCUCAUGCCCUUCUGCUGGCUUUACCGACACUCACAUUAACAAUGGUCACCAAGAAAAAGGAGGCAUUUAAAGCACUCAUAUGGGCAGCGGCCUCCCUAUCUGGCGGGAUGUCAGCCAUUCCUGUUCCCCUUGUGGCAUCCAUGGUGGAUUCAAGCAUUGCUGUGCGGAUUUUGACAAAAGCCCAGUUAUCUCUGUGCGUGGAUGAUGAAUCGGUCGAGCGACUGGCUCGACAGCGGCACCUGGAGCCAACAAGACUUAAAGAGCUGAGAACUUGUGUGUUGUCAGUGGAGGUCACUAAGGUGGAAGUUAAAAAAAGGCUUGCAGCAGCUGAGAAGGACUUGGCUACAGUUUCGUCAAAGUUAGUGGAAAUGGCAUUGCCUAGACAUGCUCGUUCAGCCAGCCGCUCCUUCACUGCGAUGUUGCAAGCUUUAAAUGGUGCUAUUGAUGAAAUGGCUGCUGAUGCUGAGAAGAUAGUGGCAGCUGCUUUGGGAGGGGGGAAAUAAAAACAAACACCUGUGUAUGUCUAUUCCUGUUUCUACGCAAUGUAAUAUCACUUUUAUGUUUAAGGCUAUUAUUUAUGGAUCAACGGAUAGGUAUUGAACACUUCGAUGUUGUUCGUAGUGAGUAUAUAUGACAUUAAAUUCACAUCAGAUGUUACCGAGAUAAUCCAAACAUAUAAAUAAAUCCAAACAAAUUAUACCAUGAAUUAUGUCAAACUGAAAUAGCACAGGUUAUAAAUAUUGAAUGUGUUCUGAAAUGAAUUUAGCACAUAAUAAAAUAGCUUUUUUGUAAAGACAGCAUCAGAAUCUCUCCCAUGUGGCAAAACUAAUUGCAUAAUUGAAUUUUUGAACUUUUAAGGUGUUCUGACUUUUCUUCUUUGAUUUCAGUUGAAUGAUUCUAACAGCUUUUAUAUACUUUUAUGGCACCAAUAAAAUGUUAUUCAAGCUCCAUGUUUGUCUUGCUGAAAGAUCUGCCCUUGCUUCAUCUUCAGAUUCGUAUUGUUCUGUCACAUCCGGCACACAGCAUGAUGUUCUGACUUCCAGACUUUAAUGCUGGUAUGGUGCUUUAUGAGUCCUCUGUGGUGUGCUGUGUGCAGUGAUGUCCAGAAUUCAGCUUAAUCAUAUUUAUACUCUCAACUGAUUAACUAUUCCUAGCAUUUCUUUGCCUGGUCUAAUAGCAAACAUGAAAAAGCUUCAGCAUUCUUUUUCUUUGUUCAGCAGUGAAGUCUUAUACAAUGACUAUGCAAAGAGACAUUUACAAUUAUGUAUAAUUAAAUGCUUUUAUGAAAAACCUUUAAUUCAAUUUCUGAAGCCCUGGGAGUGAGCUACAGCACAUGGGCAACUUUUCUUAUUUAUAUAUUUAUAUGCUUGUUUUUUGUCAUCUUCCGGAACAGGAUUGUUUCAUUCAAAUUGAAAUUGUGUUCUUAUGGCCCUGAUGAGGUUCACAGGAAAAUUCAGACAUUUAAAAAUAUAUCUGUAUCCAGUGUAUCAGUGUGUAUGAGCCACAUAAACAGUAUUUUUAUUACCUGCAGCUAAACCAAACCAAAAUUAACUGGCAUAAGGAAGCAAGAUUGGUGUGUAAAUACUGCUAUAUGUCUUCUGUUUAACUUUCUGUGCUAUUUUGCAGAGUUUUUCAUCAUGCAUUCAAUACUUACUUCAUGGGUCUCUUUGCAAUU